UGUUUGCUUGCUUUCAUGGAUGGAAUUUUUGAUUCUCACCGCAAAUGCAAUUAAAUUUUAAGACGUUAAAAACAUCUUUCUACAUAAAAGCAUCUGUGUUCUGGAGCAAGGUCUGUCCAUAGCUUUUAUUCAUCAUGGGAAGUAAUCCAUUUGAUGACCCUUUGCCUGGAAACCAGCCCCGUGAAAUCCACAUUCAUGUUGAAAAAGUACCAGCAGAAUGCAAAAGACCAAAGAGAUUUAACCGAGCCAUUGCUGUCACCUGCAUCUUUGGAUCAGCUGUUGUUCUAGGAUUUGUGUUUGGUGGAUUUUGGGGUAGUGAUACCCUCGUAUCAUCCGUACCAGCUGAAGAUAUCAAAGCAAACACUCCCUCACAUCGACUUGGAAAGCGCGGCCUUGAAGGACGAUUCCAAUCAUUGAUUGAUGGCAAGAUUGAAAUAGCAGAAAUCUUGAAUGAUUUGGAAUUUUCUGACAGUGCCCGCCCUAAUCCAUCUGUACCUCCGCUAUCAGAGCCUUUCCCAUACGGUAUCAAGCCAAUCCGUGGUAUUAACCUUGGUGGAUGGCUAGUCCUUGAACCAUUCAUCAAACCAUCUUUAUUCAAGCCUUACAACGAAGGUAUUGAAAAGGUUCCAGCUCCCAAUAUCACCGACCGUAUUGUGGAUGAAUACACGCUUACAAAGGCGCUGGGUCAAGAUAAGGCUUAUGGAGUUCUCAUGGAGCACUAUGAAACAUGGGUUACUGAAGAAACCUUUGCUAAAGUCGCUCAACUUGGUUUCGACCACGUUCGUAUUCCACUUGGUUUUUGGGCUGUCAAAACUUGGGAAGGUGACCCGUAUGUACCAAGAUUAUCCAUGGGUUAUUUCCUUCAAGCCUUGGAAUGGGCCCGUCAAUAUGGACUUCGAGUGAAUGUUGAUUUACACAGUGCUCCUCAAUCGCAAAAUGGAUGGAAUCACAGUGGACGCCAAGGUCAAGUUCAUUGGUUGGCCAAGGGAACUACCAACGGCACACAAGAGAUCAGCCAAAUGUUGGAAAUCAUCGAUGCUCUAACCCAAAUCGCAGUAGCUCCAAGAUACAAGAACACUAUUCGCAUCUUUGGUGUACUUAACGAGCCAAAUAUGCGCCAGAUGGAAGUUCACCAGCUGCUACGAUUUUAUGAUUCAGCCUAUCGUCUUGCUCGCGGAGCUGGUUUUGACGGUUGGAUCAGUGUCAGUGAAGGAUUUAUUGGUCUUGACAAAUGGAAGGGAAAGAUGCAACGAUAUGAAGGGAUCAUGCUUGAUGCCCAUGUUUACCAAAUUUUCGACCCCUACUCCAUGAAGUCCACUUACAGAGACAAGGUAGUUAACGGUAUCUGCCAAGGCGCUAAGAACUAUAUCAAAAACUCAGACAACCUGGAAACUGGUUUUGGACCCACCAUCAUUGGUGAAUGGAGUGCUGCUGAUACUGACUGCGCUAUGUGGUUGAACAAUGUUGGCCAAGGUUCCCGCUGGGACGGUACUUUCUACGAUGAACAAGGUAAUCUCACUGCCAAGUCCUGCCCCAAAUGCUCAUGCAAAUACAGAGGUCAAUCAUCCGUCUGGCCAUCAGGAUAUCAGCAGUUCCUCCAGAUGUAUGUCGAUGCACAGAUUGAUGCUUUCUCAGGAAGCUACGGAUUCUUCUUCUGGAACUUCAAGGUUGAAGGAGGCUCUGAGCCUCACUGGUCUUACUUUGAUCUAGUUGAUCUGGGAAUUGCACCUGCCAAUAUUGCAGAACCAAGUUUCAGCUGUGCUGAGGUAGAAAGGGUGCCCAAAAUAUUUAACAUGACAAUCGCACCAAAGUUGUGAGCCAUUUGAAAACAACAAGUACAUAACGUAAACAACCUGUAAAAUAAACAUUCGUUAUGAUUUCCC
This is a messenger RNA of Umbelopsis ramanniana AG, 1883 nucleotides long. RefSeq lists its product as uncharacterized. Lineage: Eukaryota; Fungi; Mucoromycota; Umbelopsidomycetes; Umbelopsidales; Umbelopsidaceae. Bases 135 to 1817 code for a protein of 560 amino acids. Gene Ontology annotation, cellular component: cell surface; extracellular region. The transcript has 5 exons. The record is from RefSeq and is a predicted model, not a curated record. Gene Ontology annotation, biological process: glucan catabolic process. Gene Ontology annotation, molecular function: beta-glucosidase activity.